Puma concolor (puma) is the source of this 3327-nucleotide messenger RNA. Lineage: Eukaryota; Metazoa; Chordata; Mammalia; Carnivora; Felidae. The record is from RefSeq and is a predicted model, not a curated record.
AUGUUCUUGGGACCUUGGCCUUUCUUUCACCUUAUGCUCUGGUUUGCAGCUCCCAGAAGACAGCAAAGACACCAUGGCCUUGUAACUUUCAAGCUCCUGCGGUGUGUGUGCCUCCUGGCCCUCACGUCCAUCCCGCAACAGGUGUGCGGACCCCCUUACAAGAUAGGGGUGGUGGGCCCUUGGGCUUGUGAUCCGUUGUUCUCAAAAGCUCUGCCUGAGGUUGCUGCUCGAUUAGCCACUGAGCGGAUCAACAGGGACCCAUCAUUUGACCUGGGUUACUCUUUUGAAUACGUGAUUCUCAAUGAAGACUGCCAGACUUCCGGAGCCCUUGCCAGUUUCAUUUCUCACCACCAGAUGGCCUCAGGAUUUAUUGGACCUGCCAAUCCCGGCUACUGCGAGGCAGCCUCGCUCUUGGGAAACAGCUGGGACAAAGGGAUUUUCUCUUGGGCCUGUGUGAAUUACGAAUUAGACAAUAAAAAUAGCUAUCCGACCUUUUCUCGGACACUCCCUUCUCCCAUCCGUGUGCUGGUAACCGUCAUGAAAUAUUUCCAGUUGGCUCACGCUGGAGUCAUUUCCUCAGAUGAAGACAUUUGGGUGCACACAGCCAAUCGAGUCGCAAGUGCUCUUCAGAGCCGGGGCCUACCUGUAGGGGUCGUCCUGAGCACAGGACGAAACAGCCAAAGCAUUCGGGAAGCUCUCCAGCAGAUUCGCCAGGCUGACAGAAUUCGCAUAAUCAUCAUGUGUAUGCAUUCGGCCUUGAUUGGGGGAGAGACUCAGAUGCAUCUCUUGGAAUGGGCUCAUGAUCUGAAAAUGACUGAUGGAACCUAUGUCUUUGUUCCUUAUGAUGCCCUGCUCUACAGUUUACCUUAUAAGCAUACACCCUACCAGGUCCUGAGGAACAACCCAAAACUCCGGGAAGCCUAUGAUGCUGUGUUGACCAUUACAGUGGAGUCCCAAGAAAAGACCUUCUACCAAGCCUAUACUGAGGCAGCAGCUACACAUGAAGUUCCUGAGAAGCUGGACUCAGAUCAAGUUUCACCGUUGUUUGGAACCAUCUACAAUUCAAUUUACUUUAUCGCACAAGCCAUGAAUAAUGCUAUGAAAGAAAAUGGACAGGCUAGUGCUGCCAGCCUGGUUCAGCAUUCCAGAAACAUGCAGUUCUAUGGAUUCAACCAGUUGAUAAGGACAGAUUCAAACGGAAAUGGAAUUGCAGAAUAUGUAAUCCUGGACACCAACUGGAAAGAAUGGGAACUGUAUAGCACUUACACUGUGGACAUGGAAACGGAGCUGCUACGGUUCAGAGGGACCCCCAUUCACUUCCCUGGUGGCAGGCCCCCUCAAGCAGAUGCAAAAUGCUGGUUUGCAGAAGGGAAGAUCUGUCAAGGAGGCAUCAACCCUGCCUUUGCCUUGAUGGUCUGUCUCGCUUUGCUUAUAGCCCUGUUGUCUAUUAAUGGAUUUGCUUACUUUAUAAGGCGUCGUAUAAAUAAAAUCCAGUUGAUUAAAGGACCCAACAGAAUUCUACUGACUUUGGAGGAUGUGACAUUUAUCAAUCCCCACUUUGGCAGUAAGAGAGGAAGUCGUGCUAGUGUAAGCUUCCAGGUCACCUCAGAAGUCCAAAGUGGGUGGUCCCCAAGGCUCUCCUUUUCUUCAGGGAGUCUAACUCCAGCUACCUAUGAAAACUCCAACAUAGCAAUUUAUGAGGGUGAUUGGGUGUGGCUGAAGAAGUUCCCCUCUGGAGGUUUUGGAGACAUUAAGUCCAUCAAAGCACGUGCAAGUAAUAUGUUUGAAAUGAUGAAGGACCUACGUCAUGAAAAUAUUAACCCUUUAUUGGGCUUCUUCUAUGAUUCAGGAAUGUUUGCCAUUGUGACAGAAUUCUGUUCCAGAAGGAGCCUAGAAGACAUAUUGACAAAUCAGGAUGUGAAACUUGACUGGAUGUUUAAAUCAUCACUUCUGUUGGAUCUCAUCAAGGGCAUGAAGUACUUACACCACAGAGAGUUUGCUCAUGGGAGGCUGAAGUCUCGGAACUGUGUGGUUGAUGGGCGUUUUGUACUAAAAGUGACAGAUUAUGGCUUUAAUGAUAUCUUGGAAACACUAAGACUCUCCCAAGAGGAACCUUCUGCAGAAGAGUUGCUAUGGACGGCCCCUGAACUGUUGAGAGCUCCAAAGGGCAGCCGGUUAGGUUCUUUUGCAGGAGAUGUCUAUAGCUUUGCCAUCAUCAUGCAAGAAGUGAUGGUCCGGGGCACCCCAUUCUGCAUGGUGGAUCUGCCUGCCAAAGAAAUCAUAGACAGACUUAAGAAGCCUCCUCCUGUGUACAGACCAGUUGUUCCUCCUGAGUAUGCCCCAGCAGAAUGUCUCCAGCUAAUGAAGCAGUGCUGGGCUGAAGCUGCAGAACAGCGACCAACUUUUGAUGAAAUAUUUAAUCAGUUUAAAACUUUCAAUAAAGGGAAGAAGACCAAUAUCAUUGAUUCCAUGCUUCGGAUGUUGGAACAAUAUUCUAGCAACUUGGAAGAUUUGAUCCGGGAACGGACUGAAGAGCUGGAAAUUGAAAAACAGAAAACGGAAAAGCUUCUAACACAGAUGCUACCACCGUCAGUUGCUGAAUCCCUCAAAAAGGGCUGCACGGUUGAACCUGAGGGCUUUGACUUGGUCACCUUGUACUUCAGUGACAUUGUGGGCUUCACCACCAUUUCUGCCAUGAGUGAGCCCAUUGAGGUGGUGGAUCUUCUCAAUGACCUGUACACACUCUUUGAUGCCAUCAUUGGCAGUCAUGAUGUCUACAAGGUAGAGACCAUUGGAGAUGCUUACAUGGUGGCCUCAGGCCUCCCAAAGAGGAAUGGCAGUAGGCAUGCAGCUGAGAUUGCAAACAUGUCCCUAGAUAUCCUGAGCUCCGUUGGUACCUUCAAGAUGCGACACAUGCCAGAGGUCCCAGUCCGGAUUCGAAUAGGCCUGCAUUCAGGGCCCGUUGUUGCAGGAGUGGUGGGUCUCACCAUGCCCAGAUACUGCCUGUUUGGAGACACUGUGAACACAGCUUCUCGGAUGGAAUCAACAGGGUUACCUUAUCGCAUUCAUGUCAGUCACAGCACCGUGACAAUUCUUCAAGCUCUAAGUGAGGGCUAUGAAGUGGAGCUUCGAGGAAGAACAGAGCUCAGGGGCAAAGGCACAGAAGAGACCUUCUGGCUGGUUGGAAAAAAAGGCUUCACAAAACCUCUUCCUGUGCCCCCACCAGUGGGCAAAGAUGGGCAAGUAGGCCAUGGCCUGCAACCAGUGGAGAUUGCAGCCUUCCAAAGAAGAAAAGCAGAAAGGCAGCUGGUGAGAAACAAGCCAUAA